This is a messenger RNA of Symbiodinium pilosum, 1686 nucleotides long. NCBI's taxonomy places the organism in Eukaryota, Dinophyceae, Suessiales, Symbiodiniaceae. The record is from the annotation of a GenBank genome assembly.
AUGGCAUUUCGCAUGCUGCUCGGGGUGGCCGUGGCCACAGCUCUACGUGAGGAUAAAGUCUCGCAGUCGUUGGAGGCCGACACAGACGUGUCGCAGUUCAUGGAAUAUCAGCUGGAGUUGGACGAACUGGAGAAGCUCUCUGACACGCCGCUGUUUUACACCGAGAAAGGAGGCAUAUUCGCCACUGCAGCUCAGCUGCUCGCGCAGGAUUCCAGCAGUGUUCUGAGUCGUUUGGAGGCUGGCCUCAAAGCAGGCUCCAACAUUGUUGUUGUGGGCGCUGGCGGCGCGGGCAAGACCGAGACCAUCCUCCUGGCCAUGGAAAACACCCGCAAAUCGAAGGCCAGCUUCGACCUUCGUGGCUGGUACUUGAAGAAGAGGCAGAUAGACAAGAAGGCUUACACCACAGCCGUCAAGGCGGAUCAGUUGGCACUCCUGAAGUCCAGCGAGUCGGAAGUCAAGGCUGAGAUUGCGGGCAAAUCAGCUGACGUGCUGUUUUUUGAUGAGGUAGAUCUAAGUGAAAAUGUUAUGAACGGCGAUGAGCUGGAAGCGAUGAAGACCUUGCUGCUUUGGGGCAACGAAGUGGCACCGAAGAAGACGAAGAUCAUAGUGCUGCAUCCUUUGGCAUCGGUGCAGCCUGAGGUGCAAGAGCUGCUGAUCCCUCUUGGUUUCCCUGGCCGGGGAUCAUCGGCUUGGAUUGACUUCAGUCAGCCCUACAGCCCUGCAGUUGAGGAAGCCAUGGUCCGUGGCAUUCUCUCAGCCUGCGAACCUGCUCCCACCGAUGCACAGGUCAAGGAGGUGCAGCAAUACUUCCUGGGCCUGCCUAGUGCCUACAUGCCCUUUCUGGUCAACAAGGACCAUGUUCUGGAUGGCCUUCCAGCCUCUGCUGCUGAUGCGAUUGAGAACGUUUUGAAGCCCACAGCGCUCUCCAAGAUCGGCGGCCGGCUCAUCAAGAUCAACAUCGGCUUUUCCGCCACACACGAGGCGCGCGAAGUCGUCGCAAAGCUGCGGCACAACAGCGAAGAGAAAGUCUCAAGCGCUGACGCAGCGGGAGCAGUGGCCAGCAUGGUUGUGGAGCAGCGGGGGGCCCACUUCGUCAUUCCUCCCGUAAUGCUGGAUGCGUUGAAUGCCUUCUGCACUGACAUGGAUGACAAGAGCAAGAAGAUCGUGGCUGCCGCAGCGGCUGCCGCGGACGAGGGGAGCUUCAGCUCAUCGUGUUCUGGUGUGCUCACAAAGCUCAAGCGCGGAGUUGCUGAGGUCAAAAAAACGCCAUCCCUUCUGGACGAGGUUCCAAGUGAUGUCGAUGCCUGGCCCUUCCUGCUCCGCGUCUCUUCCGAGAAAGCAGCCUUUGCAAAACAGAUCUGGGAGACUGCGGCCACGCUGCUGUGGAGCCCUGCGUGGGCGACCAGUUUCCAGCAGCAGGAAGAGAAGUCGCGGUUGGGGAUUCACAAGGCUGGUGCCCGGGAUGCCGCCAUGGUCGCAGAGCUGGCCGCACGGAUCGUGGGCCAGGGAACUGAGCUGGGCGACCUCAUCCCGCUGGAGGCCAUCCCAGGCAUGGAGCGAGCAACAUGCGUGGCGCUGCUGGGAGUUCUGAAGGAACCCAGCGUGCCUGCAGAUGUAGCAGAGGUUGGCCGGGCAGGCAGAGUCCACGGAAGAAGGGGAGGCCAAGCGCAAAGUGGUGGCUCCUGA